AUGUCAGAAGCGCUGGAACGCGCCCUGACAGGGAGGUGGGGCCGUCGGGAUCGCGCUUUGGCUGGUAAUGUUUGUGAUCACAGUUCCCAGCUAGCUGCUGCAUGAUGUGUCCAAAGUGAUAGCUAACAAUGGGGUUCGGGGACCCCGGCGCAUCGGGGCGGACAGACAUUAGAAAUCACCGCAGGGACAGAGCCCGCCAGGGCGGGUAAAGAGAAGACCAAACACCGCUACCGAAUUACAAUAAACUCGGAAUCUUGGGAUAGCGACUGUCACAUUUUAAGCAAGGUAACUAGAACAGACACACCGGCCGGGGUGAGCUGCUGGAAUCUGUGCAAGGCUGUGCAAAGAUUUACGCUCAUUCUGGAUCAGAGCGCUGUAAAACAGCCUGGAUAGGGGUGGGUGCUCCGGGAUAUUCCAUGGCAAUUGUAUCGAUUCAUGAAGCAGCGGAAAACGGAUAAUAUCAGCUUGAAGCUGUAAUAUACAGAGACGCCUAUAGAAGCAGUAAGUACAGCAGUUGUUGUUUUUUACCUUCCGCGGGGCGGCGAUGUCAACGUUCUGCCUGGACUUCACAUCGUCCCCGACAGCAACUUCAGCACCAUCGGAGCUGGACAGCGACUGCAUGGAGCACAAGUCAGCCCACAACAUGAAACCCCCUCCGGGCACCGGGGGCUUUCUACAGGAUCUUACCGGGCGAUCGAUCCUCUACCCCGGCCCGGGAGGCCUGGGGCUAGCGCUGGAAGAAGAGCUGGCCAUGCUUGCCGGGGAGCAGGAGGGCUGUGGAGAUAUGGCUGGGCUGGAAGCUCCUAUCAACGGGCAGGACACCGACUUGUUGUCGCUAAUUAAGCAUAAGGAAAAGGACUUGGUGUUGGCCGCUAGACUGGGGAAGGCUCUGCUUGAACGGAAUCAGGAUCUGACUCGGCAAUAUGAGAACAUGCACAAAGAUCUGACGGAGCAGUUAGAGCUCUUGGAGCAGGAGAAGCAUGAGCUGCGGCGGCGCUGUGAGAGCCGGGAGGGGGAGUGGGAGAGCCGCGUGGCCGAGCUGGAGGGGGACGUGCAGCAGCUGCAGGAGGAGCUGGAGCAGCACCAGACCCAGCUGAGAGAGGUGGAGAGAGAGAAGAGCCGCGCUGUCAAGGAGCUCUCCGAACAGAACCAGCGGCUCCUGGAGCAGCUCAGCCGGGCGGCGGUGGUGGAGCGGGAGCUGUCUGUCCAGGUCCACGCGCUGCGAGACGAGUUCCGGGAGAAGAGCGUCUCCACCAACCAGCACAUGUCACGUCUGGAGAGUUUGCAGGCUGAGCAGAUCCUAGAGAUAAAGAUGCUGUCCGAACGCAAGCGGGAGCUGGAGCGGCACGUAGGAGCCACGCUGCAGGAGAACGAGAUGCUGCAGAACACGAUAGAGGACCUGCAAGAGAGGACGCUGAUGCUGGAGCGACAGAGUCACGACAAGGACCUACAGCUGCGUCAGAACCAGCUGGAGCUGCAGGAGGUGCGCCUGUCUCACCGGCAGCUGGCCGCGCGCAUGGAGGAGCUGAGCGAGGAGAGGAGCCUGCAGAGCCUGGGCCCUACCUCCACCUCCCUGCUGUCUGAGAUCGAGCAGAGUAUGGAGGCAGAGGAGCUGGAGCAGGAGAGGGAGCAGCUGAGGCUGCAGCUCUGGGAAGCUUUUUGCCAGGUGCGCUCAUUAUGCUCACACCUCAGAGGAAAUGAUGUCACAGACUCCGCCCUGUCCACGGACUCCUCCAUGGACGAGUCGUCAGAGACGUCUUCGGCGAAGGACGUCCCGACAGGUAGUCUGGACACGGCGCUGCACGAGCUGAAGAGACUCACACAGAACCUGCUGGACGGCAACGAGUCUACGGGCUCCCGGCGCAGUGACGAGGAGGCUCUGGAGGAGCAGGUGAGGAAGCUGGGGGAGGAGUCGCGCACGCUGCGGGAGCUGUACGAGAGCGAGCAGAGCAAGGCCAGGGACAGCCAGGAGGAGGCGCUGCAGCUUCACAACCAGGCCACGCUGCUCUCCCUGGAGAUGAGCUCGCUGAAGGAGGAGAGGGAGCGUCUCAGAGCCAUGACAGAGGAGCAGGAGCAGAGCGAGCAGGUCCAGAGAGCCAUCCACGACCGCGACGAAGCCAUCGCAAAGAAGGCCGCGGUGGAGAUGGAGCUGGCUAAGUGCAAGAUCGACAUCAUGGCUCUGAACAGCCAGCUCCUCGACGCCAUCCAGCAGAAAGUGAACCUGUCCCAGCAGCUGGAGGCGUGGCAGGAUGACAUGCAGAGGGUCAUCGAUCAGCAGCUGAUAGACAAGCACCAGGAGGAGUGGAGCGAAACGCCCUAUUCCUUCUCUCGGGGGGCGGGCCGACGCAGCCGAGCGCCUUCCCACGCCAGGCUGGAGCGAGCUGGGGAGGACAGCGAGGGGAAGAGCCUCUUCUCCUUCUUCAAGAAGAACUGAGCCUGUCAGAUACUAUCACAUGACAUUUUAUAUUUAUAUUCAUUAAAAAAAGAGACUAUCGUCAGCAAGGGAGAACCCAAAGAAUGAAAAGUAUUUUUUGAUAAAGGUUUAAGAUAUAAAUGUUUACAUGAGUUAGAGUUCUGGGAUUCAAUUUAGACGAGGGAUGCUCAGUAGAAAGGGUCACAGUCAGCACAGUCAGAUUUUAGAUUUUUUGAUGUCGAGCGCAGGAAGUUUAGUUCCUACAGAAAGAAAAAACACAAAGCUGAGAAUCGAGUCUGGUGCAAAAGAUGGCAACGGAACACUGAUGCUCUUUUGAGUUGAGUUCGAUACACACUAGUCAUCAUCACAGAAGCGAACUCCAAUGAUCUGGAAUGGAAUGCUGUCACUAGAAUUGGGAACAGCACUGUUUCCUGCAGGUUGUGAUUCUGAGGCUGUGCUUAAGUGCUUGACAGUCAGGCUCCAGUUUCUGUCAAAGGCAGGAAGUCCGGAGAAACUGUUUCCCUUUGUCCUUAAUUUAGAACGAAUAGCUUUCCGAUCCGAUGCUCUGGAGUUAUGUGAAAUGCAUCCGAUCCCUCUCCGUGUAUGAAAGUGUGUGCUCUGGAGUUAUGUGAAAUGUAUCUGAUCCCUCUCCCUGUAUGAAAGUGCGUGCUCUGGAGUUAUGUGAAAUGCAUCCGAUCCCUCUCCCUGUAUGAAAGUGCGUGCUCUGGAGUUAUGUGAAAUGCAUCCGAUCCCUCUCCCUGUAUGAAAGUGCGUGCUCUGGAGUUAUGUGAAAUGCAUCCGAUCCCUCUCCCUGUAUGAAAGUGCGUGCUCUGGAGUUAUGUGAAAUGCAUCCGAUCCCUCUCCCUGUAUGAAAGUGCGUGCUCUGGAGUUAUGUGAAAUGCAUUUCUAAAACCCUGAAGCAAUAGUGAACGUCUGGCAUGUUAUCUGCACCACGGAGGAGGAUUAGUCCCAUUGAAAUCCUGUUCACUUUUAAAGGAAAUACAGCAGGAUUGUAUUUUGCAGAAUAGGGAAGGGGUGGCAGUUUCUGAAAACAUGGAGCACUUUGACAGGAGAAGAAUGUUAUGCUAAACUGUCAAUCAUUGGUGGGACCUUAAUAUGACAACAGAAAAGGGCGAUUGUAUGUACAUAUAUGUAGAGUGUUGUGGAGUAACACACUACAUGUAACUCGUUACUGUAAAUCUGAUUAAAUUUUUCAGUAAUAUCAUACAGUUUGCAUCCUUUUAGGGACAGGUAGUGAAAACAUUACCGUUGGUCCCAUUUUGGUUUUUCAAACCUUGGCUAAUGCACAGCAUGGGAUGUGAAGGCCCUUCAGCAAUGCAAUUCAGAUCUUACAUACCGUUAAAUAUCAUCUCAUUACAAACUGGCUUCAGAGGAGGGAACGAGGGGAUCCAGAGCUGGAUCUUCAGAGAAGAUUUCGAGCUGCAGCCUGACCAAACUGGAAGCAGCAGCAGCUCUGGAAAACGGAAACUGGAACCACUUACAUUUCUUUCAAAAUAAGAAGUUACUGUAACUGGUUACAAUUGAUAAAGUAACUCAACUAUAACAACUCGUGACUAUAACAAAUUACUUUUAAAAAGUAACACCCCCAGCACUGUUUAUGUACGUGUAUGUGAGUAGAGACACACACACGCACACACACAGACGAAGAAUCCAGCAUCAGUUUCAGUUUGGGUUCAGAAACCACUUCUGCCCUUGUAGGUUUUACUUUCUGUUACUUGGACUGUAGAAUGUGGAAUGCACUGAUUGAUGAUGUAUGAAACACUGUGGGCAUCUUGCAAUGUGAAAACGAUCAGUUUGUACAUACAGAACAUACAUAGUAAUGUACAGAAGACAGUUUACAGCUGUUCGUUUUUCUAGAUGGAAUUGAAUUUCUAAUGCAGUAUAUACUAUUUGUGUAUAUAUAUUUAAAAAGAAAAAAGUGUACUGUUUUAUAUGUACCUGUAUAUGGAAAAACGCAUAUUUUUAGUAUGAAAAACAAAACGCUUUUUAUAGUCCGGACUCGUAGGGAGUAAUAAUAAAAUAAAUAAUAUUUUAAAAAAAUCUAUUAAGUGUUUGUGCAAAAGCCACUGUGACACAAUAAAGAGAAAUGUUUUACAGUAA
Molecule: messenger RNA, 4534 nt
Organism: Acipenser ruthenus (sterlet)
Lineage: Eukaryota; Metazoa; Chordata; Actinopteri; Acipenseriformes; Acipenseridae
Product: BICD family-like cargo adapter 1
Exons: 11
Coding region: 545-2434 (629 amino acids)
Biological process (GO): Golgi to secretory granule transport; vesicle transport along microtubule
Source: RefSeq, a predicted model, not a curated record